AUUAAAAUUGUAUUUACUCCAACUUGUAAAUGUUUCUAUGGUUAAGCAUUUUGUAUAUAUCAAAAACAAUGACAAAUAACAAAUCAAAAACAAAAGAAAAUGAAGAAGGUGGGAUAUAAAAAGGAGCAGCCAUUGAUUUGUCUUCUUUUCUGGACGACGACCUGAACUACUCCAACAAAACAGAAAAGGAUGAGUUCCGAUCAACGGUGGAGAUUGCUCCGACCAGCAUUCUCCAUCCUCUUCUUUCUCUUCUUUCUUCCUCACAAUCUCACCUUUGGUCUCUGUUUUAGCACCGAUGGUACUUACUUUUGUUUCAUCUUUUUAAAUUUUGAGGUCUUUUCAACUAUUGAUGGAUCAACUCUUGAGUGUUUUGCAGCAUUGGCCUUGAUGAAAUUUAAAGAGAGAAUAGAGAGAGACCCAUUUGGAGCUCUAAUGAAUUGGGGAGAGCUUUCUCAUUGUUCUUGGUCUGGUGUUGUCUGUUCAAAUGAUGGAAGAGUUGUCAUCUUAAAUCUAAGAGAUCUCUCCCUACAAGGAACACUUGCACCUGAACUAGGAAACCUAACUCACUUGAAAUCUCUUAUUCUAAGAAACAAUUCAUUUUCCGGGAAAGUACCUGAAGAGGUAACAGAAUUGCAGGAGCUUGAGAUCUUGGAUUUGUGUGACAACAACUUUGGCCAACCAUUUCCCUUCAGCUCCAACGGCCGUAGGCUGCUUCAGGUAACUUCCCCUCGGAAGGCACCUCCUCCUACACAGGAUCUCAUCGUAAAACCUUUCCUCUCUCCUUUUCCUCCGUCGAUUGGAGGUGAAAGCCCUCCCCCUAGUUCCCCAGUCAUUCUCCCAAGCCCGCCUCAGCCUCAGCCUCCACCAGUUCCCCCUCCACCACCUCAGCUUUCAGAUGUCCCUGAUGAUGCCAACAAGAAGACAUCUCAAAAGACUAAGACUUACAUAAUAGUUGGAGUGCUAGUAGGUGUAUUUGCCGUCAUGGCCGUAUUGGUGGCCUUCUUUUUUCUCUGGAACCAAAAGGUAAAAAUGAUAAAGCCAUGGGGGGCAACUGGGAGCAGUGGAGAGCUUCAAGAUGUUGUUACUACAGGUGUUCCUAAGCUGAAGCUAGCAGAACUAGAAACUGCCUGUGAAGAUUUCAGUAACAUCAUAGGGUCCACAUCCUCAGACGCCACCAUUUACAAAGGAACUCUCUCCACCGGCUCUGAAAUCGCUGUUCUAGCAGUCGCAUCUGGAUCCCUCCAGGACUGGUCAGUGGAUCAUGAAACACAGUUCCAAGAAAAGAUACAGAGGUUAUCUCAAGUGAACCACAAGAACUUCCUCAAUGUAAUCGGAUAUUGCCAUGAAGACGAGCCAUUCAACCGAAUGCUAGUUUUCGAAUACGCUCCUAACGGAUCCCUCUUCGAGCAUCUGCACGACCAAGACGCAGAGCAUUUGGACUGGCCAAUGAGACUAAGAAUCGUAAUGGGAAUAGCUUACUGUAUAGAACAUAUGCACAAUCUAAACCCUAAACCCAUCUCUCACACCAACCUCAACUCUUCUUCAGUCUACUUGGCAACAGAUUACGCAGCCAAAAUCUCAGACUUUACUUUCCUCAGCUCCACACCACUUGACCCCAUGACCAACGUAUCCAGCUUUGGCGCCCUUCUGCAAGAGAUCAUCACCGGAAAGAUCCCGGAUCCAGAUUCUCUGCUCCACGACGAAACCAAGCCCGUUGCAGACCCGUCUCUGAAAAGCUUUCAAGAGGAUGUCAUGGAGAGACUGUGGGAAGUGGUUAAAGAGUGUUUGAAUCAGAAGCUGGAAAUGAAGGAAGUGGUGGUUAAGCUGAGAGAGAUCACCGGAAUAACGCCGGAAGCAGCGUUGCCAAGUCGAUCUCCGGCGUGGUGGGCGGAGCUGGAGAUUAUAUCCACCGAAAUGUAGAUAUAUCAUUCACACCAAUUGCACAGUAACGUAAUGUAUCAUCAUCUCUGUACUCUCUGCAAAUUUGAAGUCUGAAGAUGAUUUUUUUUUUUUUUUUUUUUUGGGUCAAUUGAGACAAAAUGUGUGGGUUUGAACUUUGAAACCUUAAAGAGAACCAUGUAGAUCUUGUCUGCAUAAUCCUUUGUUCUUAUUGUCAAA
Molecule: messenger RNA, 2118 nt
Organism: Arabidopsis lyrata subsp. lyrata
Lineage: Eukaryota; Viridiplantae; Streptophyta; Magnoliopsida; Brassicales; Brassicaceae
Product: protein MALE DISCOVERER 1
Exons: 6
Coding region: 190-1920 (576 amino acids)
Biological process (GO): protein phosphorylation
Molecular function (GO): protein binding; protein kinase activity; ATP binding
Source: RefSeq, a predicted model, not a curated record